Solea solea (common sole) is the source of this 1112-nucleotide messenger RNA. RefSeq lists its product as uncharacterized. NCBI's taxonomy places the organism in Eukaryota, Metazoa, Chordata, Actinopteri, Pleuronectiformes, Soleidae. Gene Ontology annotation, molecular function: zinc ion binding; ubiquitin protein ligase activity. The transcript is spliced from 6 exons. Bases 259 to 726 code for a protein of 155 amino acids. The record is from RefSeq and is a predicted model, not a curated record. Gene Ontology annotation, cellular component: endomembrane system.
CCAGAUUUUGGGAAAUUUCGGGCAUCACAGGCUACUAAACCAACGUAACCACACCUGAGGAUUUGUGGAAUCUGAGCGAAUAUUGAUGAUUUUUUUGAUUGGUUUGGAGGAACCCAACAAAAGAGCAUUCCAGGUCGGGGUGAAUCCAGGCUCCAAACAGAUCCAGUGUCUGGAGCUCCAGCCCAGGAGCUUGGCUCUCAUCCAGGCUACUUCUGACGGGGCCUGAAUUUACUGCUGCUGCUCUGGGAGUCAAAUUUCAUGCAACCAUUCCAAUGGUGUAACGGAUGCCUGUGUGGUUUGGAUUCUCAGCGCUCUGAACACUACUGCAGCAUGACGUCUGACAUCUAUCACCUCCCGCUCAAUGUGUAUGUCAUUGUGCUGGGCAUCGGCCUCUUCGUCUUCAUGCUCAGCCUCAUCUUCUGCUGCUACCUUUUCAGGCUGAAACAACAAGGAACAAGGGAGCAGUUCAGUUACAAUGAGGUGGUGCUGAAGGGAGCGAGCAAGAAGCUGAGCCUCCUAGGACAAACCUGUGCAGUGUGUCUGGAAGAGUUCAGGACCAGAGAUGAACUGGGGGUUUGCCCAUGCUCGCAUGCAUUUCACAAGAAGUGCCUGCUUAAGUGGCUGGAGAUCCGCAGCGUGUGUCCCAUGUGUAACAAACCCAUCCUCCGGCUGCACACAGACGCUACCCAGGGUGCCGAGGGUCCCAUGGAUCCAGAGGAAGUGUGAGGCGACUGGGGAAGAAGCCAGACUCCCCUCACAACAAAAAUAUACAUAUUAAAAACACACUAGGGAUGACGUACAGCGAUCAUCUUUUAAAGACAUCUCACAGGAAAUGUUGAUAAUGAUCCCCGGGCCUUGCCGCUGACUGUCGAGCGAUAUGCCUCGGAUUGGAUAUCGACAGCACUGGGGGACGAUUUUGGUCAGAUCGGCGAAGAAGAUUGUGGAUCAAAUAGGACCUUUUCAUAAAAAUGCUCCUCGUCCUACUUCAUAUUGCACUGCUCACCUAAAAACAGGAAAAAAAAAGGAGCCACUUUAGAGCGCAGGUUAUCAUUGCAACUGUCACUGGACAACUAGUGCAGCACUGCCAGAGACAAAAAAAAAAAAACACAAAA